Molecule: messenger RNA, 14016 nt
Organism: Klebsormidium nitens
Lineage: Eukaryota; Viridiplantae; Streptophyta; Klebsormidiophyceae; Klebsormidiales; Klebsormidiaceae
Source: the annotation of a GenBank genome assembly
AUGGGCAGCUUGGGUGUCCCUGCCGGUGGCCCAUCCGUGAGUGGGCGGGAUGCGUUGACCGAAUUGCUCAAGUCCAAAACAUGUGUCGGGCUAGGGCUGGACGAGGCCCUGUUCGCCCAGCUAGCUAGCUCCGCCGAUGGUCAGGCUGCCAUCACAGCCUUUCUGGAGGAUGAACGAGCUGCUGACACCCCACUGCUGGUGUACGAGGUCAGGACCGAAGUCAUCAGGAAGAAAGAAGCGUCUGGCGUUGCUCCAAAGGGGGAGGAUGUCACAGAGGAAGACGGGGAGUCACCCACAAAGUCCACAGAAGAGGAGGGAAGCAGAGAAACAGCUGGGGAGGCGAGCCAGCCUGCAGACGGGGCGAGCGGAAGCAAUGCGGGCACCAGCGAUGGCUCGGCGCUCGCAGCGCGGAUAAGCGGCAUUGUCCCACGGGAGUCGAGCAGCGGCCGGCUCUCUGUGGCUGCAUUGGCGGGGCCCUCGAGGCGGGCGUCCACGCUGGCGGCCAGCUCACGCAGAGAGUCGGCGCUAGUACACCCGGAGCCCCUCGCUGAGGCAACGGAGUCUGAUGGGAAAGUGGCGGAAGCGGAGGAGGCCGGCCCACCACCGCAGGAGGCAGUGGAGGUGGAAACAGUGGUGGAGCUGCGGGCAUGCACGGGCACCCUACCAGAGGGCACUGCAGGGCGGGCGGUGUACUUUACCAAGAAAGAGGCGGGGAAGCUUCGUUCAAAGGACGGGAUUGAGUGUGGGGUGCUGGCCGAGGGGCCGUCGCUGCGUGCGCUGGAAGUGCUGCUAUCUCAGAUCUACCUGCCCAUGCUGUCCUCUGCGGGGGCCCGGCAGAAGCAGGGUGGUGAGGCUGGGGCUGCCGGCAAGCAGGGUGACACAUCCAGGAAUGAACUCCUGAGCAGCAUGCACAAGUUCGCAGCGCAGGUGGCCCACGUGAGCCAGCAGUUGACAGGGGACGUCCAGCUGGUUAUGACGCGCGUCACCAUUGACAAUGUCGCUGAAGCAGCCGCCGACUCGGACCUCCUCCUCAAGCUGGAGGAGGCGACGGCGGAGUGGACAGUGCUGCUGGGGGCGGCGCUGCAGAAGGAGGCGGGCAAGGUGCCCCAGGGGAAGGGGCCCCUGGCGGAGAUUGAGUUUUGGCGCGAGCGCAACGCGUCGCUGGGCAGCCUGUACGAGCAGCUGAACACGCCGCAGGCCAAGAAGGUGGUGGCCACGCUGGAGGCCGGCAGCGGGGACGCCAACCUGCUCAUGCGCUUCAAGGCGCAGUCCAAUGAGCUGACCCAACUGUACAUAGAAGCGCAAGACAACGUCAAGUUCUUGAGCACCCUGGAACGGCACUUCAAGAACCUGGCCCACGGGUCGCUGUCGAGCAUUUUGGACACGCUGCCGCCGCUGAUGAACGCGCUGCGCAUGGUGUGGAUCAUCAGCCGCCACUACAGCGACGACGUGCGCAUGGGCAACCUCUUCGAGCGCAUCGCCAACGAGCAGAUUGGCGACAAGGUGGCGGAGCAGGUGGACCUGAAGACGCUCUUCCAGCUGCCUCCCACCGAGACGCAGCACCUCAUCGACACGGGCAAGGCCGUGCUCGACACCUGGAGCGAGGUCUACCUGCAGGUGCGCGAGCGCAUCGAGGCGUCGGGGCGCGACGCGCGGUGGGAGUUCGACCGGAAGCGGCUGUUCGAGAGGAGCGCGUACAUGGCGAGCGUGCUGGCGGACGUGCGGCGCGUGGUGGGCGUCGUGGACGACUUCCGCCGCUUCCUGGGGCCGGAGCUCAAGGCCGUCACGGGGGAUCCCCAGGGCAUCGAUGACGUCAUCCAGCGCGUGGACGCCAUGGUGGAGCCCAUUCAGACGCUGCCGUUCCACGCGUUCGACAAGAAGUUCGCCAGCCACUGGGCCGCGGUGAUCGCCAAGUUCACGUUGGACAAGGAGGCCAUCGAGCGCGCGACGCGGUCGUUCAUCGACACGUCGUUCAAGAAGCUGCGCAGCGCGGAAGGCGCCUUCGAGCUGCUGCAGAACUUCAAGAGCAUCAAGAGCGAGGGCGCCAUCAACCGCCAGAUGAUGGACAAGUUCAACGACAUCCUCGCGCAGUUCUCGCGCGAGAUCGACGCCACGCGCGAGCUGUUCGAGCUGCGCGCGGCGUCCCCGCCCGCGACGCGCAACCAGCCGCCGGUGGCGGGCGCGAUCUCGUGGGCGCGCAGCCUGUUUGGGCGCGUGCGCAAGACGAUGCAGAAGCUGGACGACGGGCAGCUGCUGAGCGAGGAGGCGGGGCACGAGGUGCACAAGAACUACGUCGGCCUCGCCAAGCAGAUGCUGGCCUUCGAGAAAACGUGGUUCGCCGGCUGGGCCGCCUCCGUGGACGCGCUCGCGCUCGCGCACCUGAAGCAGCCCAUCCUGCGCCGCGAGGGCGACGGCCACGUGGUGGUCAACUUCCACCCGGACCUCACGCGCAUCAUGCGCGAGGCGCGCUACCUGGACCGCAUGGGCUUCAAGAUCCCGGAAAUGGCGCUCAACAUCACGCUCCAGGAGGAGAAGUACGUGGGGUACGUGGCGGCGCUGGGCGGCAUGCUGGGCCACUACUGGGCGGUGGUGGGCGUGCUGACGCCGACGGAGGGGCGGCUGCUGGCGGGCAAGCUGGAGCAGCUGGAGCGGUGCCUGGACCCCGGCUUCUCGCCGCUCAACUGGAACGCGCUCGGCAUCCCGGACUUCGUCGCCGCCGCCAACAAGGCCAUCAACGAGUUCCAGGCGCUCGUCAACCAGAUCCAGAAGAACAGCGCCAUCAUCGAGAAGGCCAUCAGCUCGCUGGCCCGGUCGAAGCUGGUGCAGGCGCCGCCCCCCGGCGAGGGCGACGUGGCGGACCUGCAGGAGCUCUUCGAGCACGUCGAGCGGCAGCGCACCGAGGCUGUCGAGGGCAUGCUCAAAAAGUACCGCAGCAUCGCGCCGCUGUUGGGCAAGGUGGAGGAGCUGGUGGCGGCCAGCAACAGCGGGCGCAGCCCUGCGCUGGCGGACUACUACGCCUUCUGGGAGCGGCGCAUCUUCGCCGCGCUCAACCAGGCCGUCGCCGCCGGCAUGGCCAAGCUGCAGCACCUCUUCACCGGCCAGCCCAGAAAGUCGUCCGGCGGGCGGUCGUCCCCGCCCGUAAUGCUGUUCCGGCUGACCACCUCGCUGAGCCCGCCCGAGAUCCUGGUCCAGCCCGCCGUCAGCGAGGUCACUAAGCUCCUCUCCAGGAUGGUGCGCAACGUGGUGGAAAGCACCAAGCCGUUUGUGCGGUGGAUGGACGGCUCCUGUUUAGAAACGCCGCCGCAGAAGACGGGCGCAGACGACGAGGAGCCGUACAUCUUUUCCUUCUACAACGACGUUUCCGCCAACAGUCAGGUGAUCAAGGCGAUGCUGACGCUGACGGGGCUGGUGCACAAGGCGACGGCGGGCGUGAGCAAGCACGUGGACGGCUGGCGGCGCUACCAGCACCUGUGGAAGCAGGACAAGGCCGCCACGCUCGACAAGUUCGCCGCCAAGCAGCCGACGUGCGUCGAGUUCGAGGAGAAGCUCGCCAAGUACUCCCGGAUCGCGGUGGACAUCGCCGAGUUGCCCAAGGAGAAGGACGUGGAGUUCGUGCGCGUGGCGAGCCACCAGCUGGCGGACGCGCUGUGCGCUGAGGCGCGCGCGUGGGUGGCGGCGAUCGGGCAGGCCAUGGCGGAGAGCGACCGCAAGCGCAUCGCGGGCAUGCACGCGGCCAUCGCGCAGUUGGAGGCGGACGUGACGCGGCCGCCCACCAGCCUGGACGACCUGAAAGCCGUGCUCAACGUCGUGGCCGACAUCCGCGCGCGCGCCAUGGACAUGGAACAAGAGUACGUGGAAAUUGAAGAGCGUUGCCGCACGCGCAUGCUGUACGGUCUUGGGGGCGACGACGAGGAGACGGCCCAGGCAUACGCUAUCAGAACCAAGUGGGUGGAGCUGCAGGGCGUGGCUGUGCGCGUGGACGAGGACUUGGAGGAGGUGAAGAAGAAGUUCACGGCCACCACGCAGGUGCAGGUCGCGGAGUACCACGCGUCCGUGCUGGACCUGCGGGAGAGACUCCGGGACAGCGGCCCGGGGAAGACCGACAACCUGGACCAGGGCCUGGAGCUGCUCAAAACAUUCCAGGCGGAGGUGGCGGCCAAGGGCGGCGCGCGCGAGGCGCUGGUGCUGGCGCAGAAGCUGUUCGACCUGCCCAUCACGUCGUACCCGGAGCUGCUGGAGGUGGACGCGGAGCUGCGCAGCCUGGCGCAGAUCUUCGAGCUGUACACCGACUUCAGCGCCGCCGUCAAGGCCGCGUCGUCCAUGCUGUGGGCGGAGCUGGACAUCGGGCGCCUGGUGGGCGCGCAGGAGGAGUUCGGGGGGCGGCUCAAGCGGAUGAAGCACCUCAAGGCGCUGCCCACCUACGGCCUGCUGGAGGCCAAGCUCAAGGAGUUCCAGGACUCGCUCCCGCUCAUCCAGGACCUGAAGAGCGAGGCGCUGCGGCCGCGGCACUGGGAGCGGCUGAUGGAGCUGACGGGCAAGCGCUUCGACAUGGACCCCAAGAGCUUCACGCUCGGCGCGCUCUUCGCCAUGCAGCUCCACAACUACGCCCAGGUGAUCAGCGAGAUGGUGGGCGCCGCCAGCAAGGAGCUGAGCAUCGAGGCGGAGCUGCGCGGGCUGGCGGAGGUGUGGCGCGAGCAGGCCUUCACGGUGGCCAAGUACACCAAGAACGGCGCCGACCGCGGGUGGGUGCUGCGCGGGGUGGACGAGCUGGCCGUGCUGCUGGAGGACCAGGGGCUCAACCUGCAGUCCAUGAUGGCCUCGCGCUUCGUGAAGCCGUUCCUGGAGCAGGUGCGCGCGUGGGAGGGCCGCCUGAGCCUGAUCGGCGAGGUGUCCGGCGUGUGGGUGGGCGUGCAGCGGCGGUGGCAGUACCUGGAGAGCAUCUUCGUGGGCAGCGACGACAUCCGGCACCAGCUGCCCGACGAGGCCAAGCGCUUCGACGGCAUCGACAAGGCCUGGAAGAAAAUCAUGGCCGACACCGCCAAGAACCCCAACGUCCUCGACGCCUGCGCCGUCGAGGGCCGCCUCGAGCAGCUGCAGCAACUCUCCGCGCAGCUGGAGACCUGCCAGAAGAGCCUCUCCGAGUACUUGGACACGAAGCGGUGUUCGUUCCCGCGCUUCUUCUUCAUCAGCGACGACGAGCUGCUGAGCAUCCUGGGCACGUCCGACCCGACGAGCGUGCAGGAGCACAUGCUCAAGCUCUUCGACAACUGCGCCGCGCUGCGCUUCGGCCGCGGCAACAAGGUCGUCACCGGCAUGACGUCCUCCGAGGGCGAGGGCUUCGACUUCCGCGCGCCCGUGUCCACGGAGGGCGCCGUCGAGGUGUGGAUGACGGCCGUCGAGGCGGAGAUGCGCGCCAGCCUGGCGGCCAUUACCAAGGAGGGCGUGUUUUUCUACGCCAAGAAGCCGCGCGCGCGCUGGAUCCUGGACAAUCUGGGCAUGACGACGCUGGUGGGCAGCCAGAUCUGGUGGACUUGGGAGGUGGAGGACGGCUUCCGCCGCGUGCGCGCCGGCGGCAAGGGCGCCAUGAAGGAGCUGGCCGGCAAGCUGACGGGGCAGCUGGGCGAGCUGGUGGGCAUGGUGCGCGGCGAGCUGGGGCCGCUGGACCGCAAAAAAGUGAACGCGCUCAUCAUCAUCGACGUGCACGCGCGCGACAUCAUCGACGCGUUCGUGCGCGACUCCGUGCUGGACCACCGCGAGUUCGCCUGGGAGUCCCAGCUGCGCUUUUACUGGGACCGCGCCAACGACGACCUCUUCAUCAGGCAGUGCAGCGGCGAGUUCCGGUACGGCUACGAAUACAUGGGCCUGAACGGGCGGCUGGUGAUCACGGCGCUGACGGACCGGUGCUACAUGACGCUGACGACGGCGCUGACGUUCAAGCUGGGCGGCGCGCCGGCGGGCCCCGCGGGGACGGGCAAGACGGAGACGACCAAGGACCUGGCCAAGAGCAUGGCGCUGCUGUGCGUGGUGUUCAACUGCGGCGACGGCCUGGACUUCAAGGCCAUGGGCAGCAUCUUCAGCGGGCUGGUGCAGUGCGGCGCGUGGGGCUGCUUCGACGAGUUCAACCGCAUCGACGCCGAGGUGCUCUCCGUCGUGUCCAGCCAGAUCAAGCAGAUCCAGGAGGCGCUGAAAGCCGACGCGCGGCGGUUCCAGUUCGAGGGCAAGGAGAUCCGGCUGGACGGCCGGACGGGCAUCUUCAUCACGAUGAACCCGGGGUACGCGGGGCGGACGGAGCUGCCGGACAACCUGAAGGCGCUCUUCCGGCCGGUGACCAUGAUCGUGCCGGACCUGCAGCAGAUCUGCGAGAUCAUGCUCUUCUCCGAGGGCUUCGACACCGCCAAGGUCCUCGCCAAGAAGAUGACCGUGCUCUACAAGCUCUCGCGCGAGCAGCUGAGCAAGCAGUACCACUACGACUUCGGCCUGCGCGCGCUCAAGUCCGUGCUUGUCAUGGCGGGCGCGCUCAAGCGCGGCUCGCCCGACAUGGACGAGGCGCUGGUGCUCAUGCGCGCGCUGCGCGACAUGAACCUGCCCAAGUUCGUGUUCGACGACGUGCCGCUCUUCCUGGGCCUCAUCAACGACCUGUUCCCGGGGAUGGACUGCCCGCGCGUGCGCUACCCGCAGCUGAACGACGUGAUCGAGGCGGACCUGGCGGAGCAGGGGUACCUGGUGGUGACGGAGGCGAGCGGGCAGGUGGACAAGGUCAUCCAGCUGUACGAGACCAUGAUGACGCGCCACACCACCAUGGUCGUCGGCCAGACCGGCGGCGGCAAGUCCGUCAUCCUCAAGACGCUCGCGCGCGCGCAGACCAAGCUGGGCGUGCCCACCAAGAUGACCGUCAUCAACCCCAAGGCGCAGCCCACCAGCGAGCUCUACGGCGUGCUCGACCCCGACACACGUGACUGGACGGACGGCUUGCUGAGCAGCCUGUUCCGCGAGAUGGCGCGGCCGCUGGUGGGCGACAAGGAGGAGCGGCGGUACCUCGUGUUCGACGGCGACGUGGACGCGCUGUGGGUGGAGGACAUGAACAGCCUCAUGGACGACAACAAGCUGCUCACCCUGCCCAACGGCGAGCGCAUCCGCCUGCCCAACCACUGCAAGCUGCUCUUCGAGGUGUUCGACCUGCAGUACGCGUCUCCCGCGACGGUCAGCCGGUGCGGCAUGGUCUACGUCGACUCGCGCAACUUGGGCUACAAGCCUUUCAUCUGGAAGUGGUGCAACGGCAGGCAGAGCGCUGACGAGGCGGAGGCGCUGCGCGGGCUGAUGGCCAAGUACGUGGGGCAGUGCGUGGACUUCGUGCUGGAGGGCGUGGAGGACGACGUCAUCACGCGGCGGCUGCGGCAGGCCAUCCCCGUGACGGCCCUCAACACCGUCACGCAGCUCUGCACGCUGCUGGACGCCAUGCUCACCGACGACAAGGGCAUCACCGACCCGCAGACGUUGGAGGCGGUGUUUUUGUUUUGCGUGGUGUGGUCGGUGGGCGCGGCGGUGGUCCAGAACGGCGCGGUGGCGGACCGCGACCGGUUCGACAAGUUCGUCAAGGGGCUGGCCGGCCUCAGCCUGGCGGACGGCGACACGGUCCCCGCCACGCAGCUGCCCGCCAAGAGCCUCUACGAGUACUGCUUCGACACCAACGACCUGCGCUGGCGCUCCUGGAAGAGCCUCGUCCAAGACUACCAGCCCCCCCCCGAUGGCAAGUUCUCCAAGAUCCUGGUGCCCACGGUGGACACCGUCCGCUCCACGUGGCUCCUCGACAUCAUGGUGCAGGUGGGUCGGCCGGUGCUGUUCGUGGGCGACAGCGGGACGGCCAAGAGCGUGACGGUGGGGCAGUACCUGGGCGGGCUGUCGCCGGAGCACUUUUUGGUGCUCAACAUGAACUUCAGCAGCAGGACCUCCAGCCUCGACGUGCAGCGCGCCGUCGAGGACGCCGUCGAAAAGAGGACCAAGGACACGUACGGCCCGCCGGUGGGCAAGAAGAUGGUGGUGUUCAUCGACGACCUGAACAUGCCCAAGGUCGACAAGUACGGCACGCAGCAGCCCAUCGCCGCGCUCAAGCUGCUCAUCGAGCGGAGCGGCCUCUACGACCGCGGCAAGGAGCUCAACUGGAAGAACAUGAAGGACGUGCAGUUCGUGGGCGCGAUGGGCCCGCCCGGCGGCGCGCGCAACGCGGUGGACCCGCGCUUCAUCAGCCUCUUCUCCGUGUUCGAGAUCCAGUUCCCCGCCACCGAGUCGCUCACGCGCAUCUUCGACACCAUCCUCAACGCGCACGUCCAGAGCCUCGCGCCCGACAUCAAGGCGGCGUGCGCGGGGCUGACGGAGGUGACGCUGCGGCUGUACGGGUUCAUUUUGGAGAAGCUGCCUCCGACGCCGAGCCGGUUCCACUACAUCUUCAACCUGCGCGACCUGAGCCGCGUCUUCGAGGGCCUCUGCCUGUCCACGCCCGACAAGUUCGCGUCGCCGGCCCAGUUCCUGCGGCUGUGGCGCAACGAGUGCCUGCGCAUCUUCCACGACCGCCUCAUCUCCGAGGACGACAAGGCCGCCGUGCAAGCCAAGCUCGCGGAGCUGGUGCAAGACAAGUACGGGCAGCACGCGGACGCCGUGCUGGCCAACCCCAUCCUCUUCGGGGACUACCGCCUCGCGCUCAAGGAGGGCGAGGCGCGGCUGUAUGAGGACCUGGGUGACUACUCUACCGUGAAGGGCGUGCUGGAGGGCGUGCUGGAGGAGUACAACGCGGGGCGCAGCAAGGCCAUGACGCUCGUGCUCUUCAAGGACGCGCUCGAGCACGCCACGCGCAUCCACCGCCUGCUGCGCCUGGAGCAGGGCAACGCGCUGCUGGUCGGCGUCGGCGGCAGCGGCAAGCAGUCGCUGGCGCGCCUCGCGGCCUUCGCGGCCGGGUGCGCGGUGUUCGAGAUCACGCUGACGCGCGGGUACGACGAGGCGGCGUUCCGCGAGGACCUGAAGAAGCUGUACGCCAUGCUGGGCGCGGAGAACAAGCGCGUCAUGUUCCUCUUCACGGACGCGCACGUCGCGGACGAGGGCUUCCUGGAGCUCAUCAACAACAUGCUCACCGCGGGGAUGGUGCCCGCGCUCUACGCCGACGACGAAAAGGACGCGCUCGUCAACCAGGUGCGUGACGAGGUUGCGGCGAAGGGGUUGCUGGACACGAAGGAGGCGUGCUGGCGGUACUUCGUAGGCAAGUGCCGCAACAACCUGCACGUGGUGCUGUGCAUGUCGCCCAUCGGGGACACGCUGCGCACGCGCUGCCGCAACUUCCCGGGCAUGGUCAACAACUGCGUCAUCGACUGGUUCACGCCCUGGCCCGAGGAGGCGCUCCACAGGCAAGGGCCCCAUGCGCCGCAGCACUCGGGCCUUGGAACCACUUGGCAUUCCACCGUUGUCAUCAGCGUGGUGCCGCGGGCUGCUUCUCAGCUUUGGCUAAUUGUUAUGCGCAGCGUGGCGAGCGUGUUUUUGGCUGACGUGGACCUGCCGGAGCCGCACCGGGCGGGCAUCGUGGAGCACAUGGUGGUGGUGCACCAGAGCGUGCGCCAGUUCAGCGCCGAGUUCGAGGCGGCGCUGCGGAGGCACAACUACGUGACGCCCAAGAACUACCUGGACUUCGUGGGCACGUACAAGGCCGGCUUGGCGGGGCACCGCGUGCGGCUGGGCGAGCUGAGCGGGCGGCUGGACGCGGGGCUGGCCAAGCUGAUCCAGGCCGCGGACGAGGUGGCCACCAUGCAGGCCAGCCUGGCGGACGCCAAGACCGUGGUGGACGCCAAGAGCGCGCAGUGCGCGGAGCUGCUGACCGUCAUCGCGGCCAACACGACGACGGUGGAGAGCAAGCAGGCGGUGGCGCAGCAGAAGGAGGCGGACCUGAGCGUGGAGAGCGCGCAGAUCGCGAUCGAGAAGGCGGACGCGGAGGCCGCGCUGGAGGCGGCCAUCCCCGCGCUGGAGGCGGCCGCGGAGGCGCUGAACAACCUGAAGAAGGACGAGAUCACGGAGAUCCGCUCGUUCGCCAAGCCGCACGUGCUGGUGCAGAAGGUGUGCGAGUGCGUGGUGCUGCUGCGCGGGCUCAAGGACGUGAGCUGGAAGGGCGCCAAGGCCAUGAUGGCGGACGCGCGCUUCCUGGCCAGCCUGAUCGAGUUCGACAAGGACGGCAUCACGGAGAAGCAGAUGCGCGCGCUCAAGGACUACUUCAAGGACCCCAAGCUGACCAUCGAGGAGCUGAUGAGCAUCAGUACCGCGGGCGCGGGCCUGCUGCGCUGGGUGUGCGCCAUGAUGAACUACAACAACAUCGCCAAGACCGUCAACCCCAAGCGCCAGGCCGUGGCCGCCGCCGAGAAGAACCUGCGCGCCGCGCAAAAGGAGCUGGAGCGCAUCAAGGCCGAGGUGGCCGCGCUGAGCGGGCAGCUGGCGGGCCUGAGCGCGCAGUUCGCCGCGAGCACCGCGGAGCAGCAGGAGCUGAAGGCCAAGGCGGACCUGAUGGAGAAGCGGCUGGACGCCGCGCGGCGCCUCAUCGCGGGCCUGGACAGCGAGCGCACGCGCUGGACCGCGGAGAUGGCGGAGCUGGCCGCCACGCGCGAGCGGCUGGUCGGGGACUGCCUGCUCUCCGCGUCCUUCCUCAGCUACACCGGGGCCUUCACCUACGACUUCCGCAAGAAAAUGGUCCAGGAGCUGUGGUACGGCGACCUGGUGACGCGCGGCGUGCCGGUGAGCGCGCCGUUCGCGCUGGAGACGCUGCUGACGAGCGAGGUGGAGGUGGCGGCGUGGGCCAGCGAGGGCCUGCCCGGCGACGAGCUGAGCAUCCAGAACGGCAUCCUCACCACGCGCGCGUCCCGCUUCCCGCUCUGCAUCGACCCGCAGAUGCAGGCGCUGGCGUGGAUCAAGCGGCGCGAGGGCAAGAACCUGGACGGCCGCAUCCGCUCCUUCUCCGACCCCGACUUUUUGAAGCAGCUGGAGAUGGCCAUCCAGUACGGCUUCCCCUUUCUGCUCGAAAACGUGGACGAGUACAUCGACCCCGUCAUCGACCCCGUCCUCGAGAAAAACAUCACGCACGUCGGCGCGCGCAAGGUGGUCAAGCUCGGCGACAAGGAGGUCGAAUGGGACGACAACUUCCGGCUGUACUUGGUGAGCAAGCUGCCCAACCCGCACUACGGGCCGGAGGUGUCGGGCAAGACGCAGAUCAUCAACUACGCGGUGACGCCGGCGGGGCUGCAGGCGCAGCUGCUGAACGUGACGGUGCGCCACGAGCGGCCCGCGCUGGAGGAGCAGCGCGAGGGCCUGGUGCGCGAGAUGAGCGAGAACAAGGCGCUGCUGAAGCAGCUGGAGGACACGCUGCUGCGCGAGCUGAGCAACGCGCAGGGCAACAUCCUGGACAACACGGACCUCAUCGCCACGCUCGAAAACACCAAGGCCAAGGCCGUCGAGAUCGCGGAGAAGCUCGCGCUCGCGCGCGACACCGCGGCCGAGAUCGAGGCGGUGCGCGCGCGGUACAGCCCGGCGGCGAAGCGGGGCGCGAUUUUGUUCUUCGUGAUGAGCAGCCUGAGCGGCAUCAGCAGCAUGUACGAGUACAGCCUGGGCAGCUUCCUGGAGGUCUUCCGCACCACGCUGGCCACCAGCCGCAAGGACGCGGCGCUCGAGGCGCGGCUGCGCCACAUCAUCGACGGCCUCACCUACGACGUGUACGCCUACUGCUGCACCGGGCUGUUCGAGAAGCACAAGCUGAUGCUCAGCUUCCAGAUGGCCAUCAAGAUCGCGGACGGCGACGGCCAGCUCAACCAUGCCUACCUCGACUUCUUCCUCAAGGGGAACCUCGCGCUCGAGAAGGCCGCGCGGCGCAAGCCCGCGGACUGGUGGCCCGACGCGGGGUGGGAGGACCUGAUGCGCCUCACCGGCCUGGACGCGCAGUUCGCGGGGCUGGCGGACCACGUGGAGGCGCACGUGGGCGAGUGGCGCGCGUGGUACGAGCUGGAGAAGCCGGAGGAGGCGCCGCUGCCGGGGCCCUUUGCUGACGCGCUCUCGCCCUUCGAGCAGCUGCUGGUGCUGCGGUGCGCGCGCGUGGACCGCGUGACGGUGGCGCUGACGCGUUACGUGAUCGCAGCGAUGGGCGACAAGUACGUGAGCCCGCCCGUGCUGGACUACGGCAACAUUUACCGGCAGAGCAGCCCCGUGACGCCCAUCGUGUUCAUCCUGAGCCCCGGCGCGGACCCGGCGUUCGACGUGUUCAAGCUGGGCGAGGAGAUGGGGUUCAAGCCGGGCGGCAAGCUCAAGUACAUGGCGCUCGGGCAGGGCAUGGGGCCCAAGGCCGCCGAGUUCCUGGAGCAGGGCGCCGCGCGCGGGCUCUGGGUCAUGCUGCAAAACUGCCACCUCCUGCCCAGCUGGCUCAAAACGCUCGAAAAGAUCUUGGAGAAGUUGGAGAAGCCGCACAAGGACUUCCGGCUGUGGCUCACGACGGACCCGACCCCGCGCUUCCCGCUGGGCGUGCUGCAGCGCAGCCUCAAGGUGGUGACGGAGCCGCCCAACGGGCUGAAGCUGAACAUGCGCGCGAGCUACUCCAAGAUCACGGACGACAUGCUGGCCGACUGCGCGCACCCCGCGUUCAAGCCGCAGGUGUACGUGCUGGCCUUCUUCCACGCCGUGGUGCAGGAGCGGCGCAAGUACGGCAAGCUGGGCUGGAACGUGCCGUACGACUUCAACGAGACCGACUUCCGCAUCUCCAUGGCGCUCAUCGGCACGUACCUCAGCAAGGCGGCCGCGGCGGGCGACGAGCUGAUCCCAUGGGGCACGCUGCGCUACCUCAUCGGGGAGGCCAUGUACGGCGGCCGCGUCUCCGACGGCUUCGACCGCCGCAUUUUGACCACCUACCUGGACGAGUACCUCGGCGACUUCCUCUUCGACACCUUCCAGCCCUUCCGCUUCUACGCCGGCAAGGACGCGCUCUACAAGAUCCCCGCGCCGGGCGGCCGCGACGCGUACUGUGCCGAGAUCGACGGGCUGCCGCUGGUGCAGACGCCGGAGGUGUUCGGGCUGCACCCCAACGCGGACAUCAGCUACUACACCGCCGCCACGCGCAGCCUCUGGCGCAACCUGGUCGACCUGCAGCCGCGCAUCGGGGCCGCGCCGGGGGGCGCCUCCCGCGAGGACGUCAUCGCGGGCGUCGCGCGCGACAUCCAGUCUAAGAUCCCCAACCCUUUCGACAUCGCCAUCAUCAAAAAGGAAAUCGGGGUGCCCUCCCCCGUGCAGGUGGUGCUGCUGCAGGAGCUGGACCGCUGGAACGCCCUUCUGGCGCGCAUGCAGGCCUCCCUCAAGGACCUGCAAAAGGCGCUCGCGGGCGAGAUCGGCAUGAGCAGUGACCUGGACGAGGUGGCGACGGCGCUGUUCAACGGGCAGCUGCCGGAGGCGUGGCGGCGCAUGAACCCGCAGACGGAGAAGAUGCUGGGCGCGUGGAUGCUGUGGUUCGGCCGGCGCUACGCGCAGUACGCGGCGUGGGUGGAGCACGGCGAGCCGGCCGUCAUGUGGCUGGCGGGGCUGCACAUCCCGGAGACAUACAUCGCCGCGCUCGUGCAGACCGCGUGCCGCGACCGCGGGUGGCCGCUCGACAAGUCGACGCUGUAUACGGCCGUGACGCAAUUCACGGACGCGGGCCAGGUGCACGAGAAGCCCAAGCACGGCUGCUACGUGAGCGGGCUGUACCUGGAGGGCGCGCAGUGGAACCUCAAGAAGAGCCGCCUGGAGCGCCAGGAGCCGAAGCAGCUGGUGGUGGAGCUGCCCAUUUUGCAGAUCGUGCCCAUCGAGGCCAGCAAGCUGAAGCUGCAAAACACGUUCAAGACGCCCGUGUACGUCACUCAGGCGCGCCGCAACGCCAUGGGCGUGGGGCUCGUCUUUGAGGCGGACCUCGCCACUGACGAGCACCCCAGCCACUGGGUGCUGCAAGGCGUCUCGCUGUCGCUCAACAUCGAUCAAUAG